Pungitius pungitius (ninespine stickleback) is the source of this 2071-nucleotide messenger RNA. RefSeq lists its product as uncharacterized. The record is from RefSeq and is a predicted model, not a curated record. Bases 131 to 1162 code for a protein of 343 amino acids. The transcript is spliced from 3 exons. NCBI's taxonomy places the organism in Eukaryota, Metazoa, Chordata, Actinopteri, Perciformes, Gasterosteidae.
AGUAGGUAGCCUGUCUACAUUCGAUAAAUACAUACACCUGUUUAAAAAUGAAUGAAGACAGAAAAUCUGCAAAUGUCCAUUUAGAAAAGACUUGCUGUGACUUUGACUAUUUGUCUUUAUUCAUUUCAGAAUGGCGUUAAGAAAAGUUCUUUCGUCGAAGCCCCAAACCCCUUACUUUAAGCCCCCGGCAAUACACAUUUGUGUGGUUGCACUGAAGGACCAGCAUAGGGUCACGAGGUGGGACUUCCAGGACGGCAGAGCGGUGGCGGCCGUCACAAAAGCUAAUGCCGUCAUGGCCAUCAGCGACGGGCACUCCGUGGCCAAAGUGACCCUGUAUGAAGACCUGAAGGCCCAAGUUCAAGAGGGUGCUUCCUACGUGGUUCGUGGCUAUAACCUGAGGGGCAAUUCCCCUCCAUAUGCCUUUAAUGUCUCAAGGGAGACAGAAUUCUUUCGAAGCAGCGCCCUCGUCAUCGACGAGAAAUUACAAAACGAGGCCUUGAGGCUGAUCAAUCCUCGCUCGCCCCUGACCCCCCUCAGCACCUGCAGGGAAUCUGCUGGUCUGGUCACGGUGGAAGGGGAGGUGGUCGAGGUAAGUAACUUUCCGUUUAACGGGACUGCGAUAUAUAUAGCCAAUGUAGGUUGUUGCUGUAAAAUAAAGAGUGUAAGUCCGCCGGACUGCAGCUAUGAGAACAUUAACACCCAAAUCCACUGUGUUCAGGUGUCUGAGCUGAAGGAGGUGGUGGUGGCGAGGGACCGCGUGCCACUGCAAAACAUCACGUUGAAGCAGGGGGAAACAAAGGUGCCCGUGUCCCUCUGGAGGGAAACCGCCCUCCACUGCUGUGAGAUCGGGAACGUCCUGAGAGUGUCCCACCUGAGAGGGUCGGAGUCCAAUUAUGGAUUCCGGCUCCAAACAACGGUGGAGUCAGCAAUUGAGGCGGUCAGUUCCACGGCAGCGGAGGAGGUUGGAGUUUACGGGGCAACACCGGCACGCGGGGCUCCCGGAAGCCUAAAAGUGCUCCUGGAGGACGACAGGACGCUGUUCAUCGAGGAGAGCAAGUGGCUGCCAAUAGCUGCCAUAAUGGAAGCGCCACCCUUACCGGUCAAAAUAACCGUUAAAGGCAACACCAUUGUCGCCAUUGAAGCCAUGCGGAAGGAGGAGUAGCUGUUUGAGUUUCUUUUUGUUGUUGCUGUUUUUGCUGUUGUUUUAAUGUGUUCAUUAGGAAUCGGUUCUCCGUUGUUCAAAUUACCUUUCACAUUGUAUAGGAUGUUAUUAAUCAAUUUGCCCAAGUUCAUGUGUUCUGUUUUUGUUCUAUGUUAACCUUUUGUAAAAUGGAUGUAUAAUCAGUUUAAUCAAUUCAAUCAGUUUAAUCAAUUCAAUCAGUUUAUUCAAUUCAAUCAGUUAUGACAAAUCCAUGUAAUCGUGCAGUCUGUGUUCAAUGUCCAAUCAAUACAUGUUUUAAUCUCUGAUUACUGAUUCAAUUUUCAAUCAAUAAAUGUUUGUCACAAUUCUCGACUUUUCUUUUAAAGUCUUCAAAAUCCCCGUGUAGCCACGGAUAGUGCUAUUAUUUGAUUACUGUGUGGAUGUUAAAAAGCCUUUAAUUUUUGCCCACAAAUGAUAAUUUACUCCUCGCGUGUUUCAGCAUUAACUCUGAUCAUUUGUAGCCGGCAUCGUGUGACGUCUGCCUUUGUUAGAGCGCUCUGUUUAGGACAGUUCUAAUCAGUCUGUCGCUUCCACUCUGCCGCAACUCUCCCCAUAGCAACCAGAGCCCCGCACACACAAGCAGCCGCUACGUCACACAUAAACAAAUGACUCUGUAUCCAGUCAGCUGACGCUACCGGCAGCUAGCUUUCGUCGGCUAGCGCUACUAUCGCGCUAGCUUUGCGGUGGCUGACAAGUUAUGUCAGCAAGCGCAAACAAGUUGUACGAAGCUACUGCUGCUCUUGUAUUUAGCCAGCUAGCCUACGUGGAUAACCGUCACUCUGUCUGUCUGUCUGUCUCUCACUAUUAGCUACGGAAAUGGACGAGGGUCUCUGUUAGCUGUCCCCUUCCCGAGUACUGAAAGCAGCGCUU